GAGACGCGACGAGGAGUGUUUGAUUUCUUCAAAGCAUUUGUCCAGUCAGACAUUUAAAAAUGGCAUCCAAAGAAGAAAUAAUGAGUGACCAGCGGUUUAGGAGGGUUACAAAGGACCCAAGAUUUUGGGAAGUGCCAGAAAAGGAUCGAAAAGUCAAAAUUGACAAGAGAUUUCGAGCAAUGUUUCAUGACAAAAGGUUCAAGUUGAAUUAUGCUGUGGAUAAAAGAGGACGCCCCAUCAACUACAGCACUACAGAGGACUUGAAGCGUUUUUAUGACCUUUCAGAUUCUGAUUCAGAUCUAUCUUAUGAAGAUGAUAAAGCAUUGAAUCAAAAGAAAAGGAAGAAGAAAAAACCCCAGACUAACAACAAAAUAGAAUCAAAAAAUCUAGUUGAAGAGAAAAAGAAAGAAAGCAAAAAAAUUAAUCAAAAGGAUUCUGGAGAUAAAAAUGAUUUGGAUAACUCCGACAGAAUUCAGAAAAUGGAAAAGUCAUGCAAAUCUAAGAAGGUAGAUUCAAAAAUAGGUUCUAAGAAAAACAGAGAAGAAUUUACACAGAAAAGUACAACAGGGAAAAAAAACAUUGUUCAACAUAGUACAGAUUCAUGUCCCAAAGGAAAAGUAGACUUGGGCGUCUCUGAAAUUGUGAAAUCUCCCAAGCUCAAGUACUCUAAGACAAGAAGAGAAAUGCUAUCAGUGGUUUCGCUAAUGGCAAGAGACAGUGAUGGUUAUGAAAACUCGACAGGUGGUAAGAGGUCUGACAAAGAUGCUCUGGAGGAAGAAUCAGAAAGUGCUAGUGAAAUAGGUGAUGAAGAAUCUGAAGAUGAGAUUACAGGCGUUGGUAGAAGUUCAACUGAUGAGGAUGAUGAUGAUGAUGAUGAUGAUGUUGAUGGAAAUGAAAACGAUGAGGAGGAGGAUGAAGAUGAGGAGAGUGAGAAUGAUGAUGAAAGCGACAGUGGUCCUGAUCUUGCAAGGGGUAAAGGAAAUAUAGAAACUAGUUCUGAAGAUGAAGAAGAUAUGGCAGAUUUACUGCCAGAGGACUCUGGUUUUGAGCAUGCUUGGAGAGAAUUAGAUAAAGAUGCUCCUCGGGCUGAUGAGAUUACACGUCGAUUAGCUGUUUGCAACGUGGACUGGGACAGAUUAAAGGCGAAAGAUUUGCUGGCUUUGUUUAAUUCAUUUAAACCUAAAGGAGGUGUUAUAUUUUCUGUAAAGAUAUAUCCUUCAGAAUUUGGAAAGGAGAGGAUGAAGGAAGAGCAAGUUCAAGGACCAGUAGAGUUAUUAAGUAUACCUGAAGAUGCCCCUGAAAAGGACAGGACUUCUAGAGAAAAACCGAGAGAUUAUCAAUUCAAACGACUCAAGUACUAUUAUGCAGUGGUGGACUGUGAUUCCCCUGAAACAGCUGGCAAAAUUUAUGAGGAUUGUGACGGCCUGGAAUUUGAAAGUAGUUGUUCAUUCAUAGAUCUAAGGUUUAUACCAGAUGAUAUUACCUUUGAUGAUGAGCCCAAGGACAUAGCCUCAGAAGUGGAUUUAACAGCAUAUAAACCAAAAUAUUUCACAUCUGCUGCGAUGGGAACCUCAACGGUGGAAAUCACUUGGGAUGAGACUGAUCAUGAAAGAAUGACAACACUCAACAGGAAGUUUAAAAAGGAAGAGCUUUUGGACAUGGAUUUUCAAGCUUACUUAGCUUCCUCUAGUGAAGAUGAAGAGGAGAUAGAAGAGGAGCUACAAGGUGAUGAUAAAGUCAAUAUGGAAGAAGACGGGAAAACAAAGAAAAGUCAGAAGGAUGAUGAAGAACAAAUUGCUAAAUACAAACAGCUCUUGCAAGUUAUUCAAGAAAAAGAAAAGAAAGGCAAAGAAAAUGAUAUGGAAAUGGAAAUUAAGUGGGUUCCAGGUCUGAAAGAAAGUGCAGAAGAGAUGGUGAGAAACAAACUGGAAGGAAAAGAUAAACUGACCCCUUGGGAACAAUUUUUAGAGAAAAAGAAAGAGAAGAAAAGACUGAAAAAGAAACAAAAGGCUCUUGCUGAAGAGGCCAGUGCAGAUGAACUUCCCUCUGAUGUUGAUCUGAAUGACCCAUGCUUUGUCGAAGAAAUUACAAAAAUAGGUAUAAAAGAAAAGAAAAAAUCAGUGAAAUCUACAAAAGAUGGCAUAUCUCCAGUGGAAGAAGCUGAAAUAGAAAGACAAAAGGCUGAAAUGGCUCUGCUCAUGAUGGACGAGGAAGAAGAGAGCAAGAAACAAUUCAAUGGUAAUAAGAUUUUAGAGCACCAGAAUCUAAGCAAAAAGAAGAAAAAACUGCUGAUGAAAAAGAAGGAAUUAUUAGAGGAUGACUUUGAGGUAAAUGUUAAGGAUGCAUGGUUUCAGGCAAUGUAUACUUCCCACUUGUUCAAUUUGGAUCCUUCAGAUCCUAAUUUCAAGAAAACAAAAGCUAUGGAAAAAAUCCUUGAGGAGAAAGCCCGGCAGAGAGAACAGAAAGAACAAGAACUUACUCAGGCAAUAAAGAAAAAAGAGAGUGAAAUUCAAAAGGGAUCACAAAAGAGGUCCAUUGAUCCUGCCUUGUCAAUGUUGAUUAAAUCUGUAAAAAAAAAAACAGAGCAGUUUCAAGCAAGAAAAAAACAAAAAGUCAAAUAGCUGUUUGUUGUUUCUUUUUGGAUUGAGAAUGUGUUCUCCUAAAGUGUACUGAAGUGAUGGAAUAUUAUUGGGAACAAAGCUUUCUUUCAAGAAUAUGAACAAAAUCUUAUUCUGACAGUUGUAAAAUUUCUUCCCCUAUACAACAGUUUGACUUAAUUGUGGAUGAUUGACAGAUUUGUUCUGUAUGUUUCCACAGAUUAAUCAUAAUUAAUUUAAUUAAACUGAAAUACAAGAUUUAUAAAAUUUUUGUAUUUUAUGAAAUUGAGUCAUACUAGUAGAAAAUUACUCUUGUCCUAAUUUUUUAAAAGAUUAUUUACAAUUCUAUAUAAAAAUAGAGCAGUGCCCAGUUGUUAAGUCUGAAUAAGAGUUAGGAACAACUUGAAACUAUGUAGAUGCAAUAUGUUAAUUUCUCUGGAAAAGGAGGCAGAUUUAGGUGUCUAUGUAAAUUUAUUUUUCUGGCCAUAAUGGAUAGAAGCCAAUAACUUCAUUGUUUGUUCAUGUUUAUUAUAGUUUGUUUAUGAAAUUAAUUU
Molecule: messenger RNA, 3151 nt
Organism: Neofelis nebulosa (Clouded leopard)
Lineage: Eukaryota; Metazoa; Chordata; Mammalia; Carnivora; Felidae
Product: ESF1 homolog
Exons: 1
Coding region: 60-2621 (853 amino acids)
Biological process (GO): rRNA processing
Cellular component (GO): nucleus
Molecular function (GO): RNA binding
Source: RefSeq, a predicted model, not a curated record